Molecule: messenger RNA, 1511 nt
Organism: Eublepharis macularius
Lineage: Eukaryota; Metazoa; Chordata; Lepidosauria; Squamata; Eublepharidae
Product: loricrin-like
Exons: 2
Coding region: 80-1234 (384 amino acids)
Source: RefSeq, a predicted model, not a curated record
AAUCGAGACAACUUCUCGCUUGGUUUGAAGGCAUUUGCCGAAGAAGGUUUAAGCCACCCAAACAAACAACCUCAGAAAGAUGGCUCAGCAAAGACAGACCGGAAGCUGCUGUUGUUGUGGAGGUAGAGGCUGCUCCUGCUGUAGUGGAGGAGGAAGUGGCAGAGGAGGCUCUUGCUGCAGUGGCUCUUCUGGUGGAGUCCUACAGAUCCAAGGGGGUUCCUCAGGCUGCUGUGGAGGAGGAGGCUGCUGUGGAUCCAGACAACGGGUCAUCGUAGUCCAAGGAGGCCAAGGAGCAUCCUGCUGUGCCGGCGGUGGUGUUGCUGGGCUUCAACAGAUUCAAGGACCUGGCUUCUAUGGUGGUGGCAGUGGCGGCGCAGUGUGCUGCAGUAGUGGCAGCAGAGGCGCAGUGUGCUGCAGUAGUGGCAGUGGAGGUGCAGUGUGCUGUGGCAGCGGUGGCAGUGGUGGUGGCGCCGUCUGCUGUAGCAGCGGACAAUCAACCCAGUCCGUCAUGGUUCCAAUGGGUGUUUAUGGCGGACAGACCUCUGGAUGCUGCGUUGGGGUCGGGUCUGGUUUUGGUGGUAGUGGUCUGUACCAGCAAAAAGCUCCCAUCAUGGGCAUGGGCAUGGGCAGCACUGGAGGAGCUGCCUGUUGUGCUUCAUCAGGGUCCGGUGGUGGUGUCCCAGUUGUAGUUGGAAGUGGAGGUGCUGGGGGAGCUGCCUGUUGUGCUUCAUCAGGGUCCAGCGGUGGUGGAGUUAAGGUUGUAGGUGGGGGGCUCAGUGGUGGUGUCCCAGUUGUAGUUGGAAGUGGAGGUGCUGGGGGAGCUGCCUGUUGUGCUUCAUCAGGGUCCAGUGGUGGUGGAGUUAAGGUUGUAGGUGGGGGGCUCAGUGGUGGUGUCCCAGUUGUAGUUGGAAGUGGCAGUGGUGGGGGAGCUGCCUGUUGUGCUUCAUCGGGGUCCAGUGGCGGAAGUGCUGUUUGUGUGGGCAGUGGAAGCGGAGGUGUAGGUGGAGUUAAGGUUGUAGGAUCUGGGGGGAGUCUGGGAGGAGGCUUAAGCAGUGGAUUAAGCUCUGGUGGGAAAACAAUUGUUGUAUCAGGUGAUGGAGACGGUGGUGCAGUGUGCUGUGGUACAGGGGGCUCUAGCGGGGGAACCAUCGUUGUUUCCAGUGGUAGUUCUUCUGUUGCACCUGUGUUAGGGCAAACCAAGCAGGUUUGCUCCUUGCCACCAAGCUUCAAGUAAAAUCUGUUUGGAAUGACAGUGCAAGAAACAAAUAGAAAUGUAUCCUCAUGAGUCUACACAUCUUUACAAUGUCAGGUUAAGCUGACAUCACUUUUCAUGUUGCAUUCUUCCCGCUUCUCUUUACUUUUCAUAUUCAGUGUGUCUCUGUAAAUUCUUAUCUGUGUGAUUGUUUGCAUGGUCUUUGGGGUGGAAAGGGGUUAAUAACAACCCCGCCACUGAUUUCCUGCUUCAUUCUCCAUUAUUGCAUGGGAGAUAAUAAAGCUUACCUCAGAAUGAA